AUGGCGUCUAACUGGACUCGCGACGAGGAUAACGAGGAGGAGGAGGAUGAGAUUGACGACACUGGUUAUAAAUCCAGCAAAGAUGCGGUGCUCUUCGCAAUUGAAGUCAGCGAGUCGAUGCUGACCCCUCCGCCUGUAUCAAAGUCGAAAAAGGCAGAUAAGGAUGCUCCCAUAACAGCCGCCUUGAAGAGUGCCUACCAUCUCAUGCAACAGAGGAUUAUAUCCAGCCCCCACGAUAUGAUGGGUGUCUUGCUAUAUGGGACGAAGAGCUCAAAGUUCUACGACGAGGAUGAAGAGGGUCGAGGCACGCUUCCUUACCCGCAUUGCUAUCUAUACACCGAUCUAGAUGUCCCCGCUGCAUCCGAUGUCAAGGAUCUAAGGGCUUUGGCGAACGACGAGGAUGAUGCUUCGGAGAUACUGGUUCCCUCAGAAGACCAGGUAACAAUGGCCAACGUGCUAUUCUGCGCUAAUCAGAUAUUUACCUCCAAAGCCGCAAACUUCUCUUCCAGGCGGUUGUUUAUCGUAACGGAUAACGAUAACCCACAUGGAAACGACAAGGCCCUUAGGUCAGCAGCUACUGUGCGAGCAAAGGACUUGUACGAUCUUGGAGUCAUUAUCGAAUUAUUUCCAAUUUCCAGACCAGGCGCUGAUUUUGAUCGAUCAAAAUUCUACGAUGACAUUAUAUAUAGGGCUUCCCCGACUGACCCAGAAGCCCCUGCAUUUUCACAAGCCGCAGCCAAAACAUCAACAUCAGGCGGGGAUGGCAUCACGCUAUUAAACUCGCUUAUCUCAUCGAUAAAUUCCAAGUCCGUACCUCGAAGAGCUCUGUUUUCUAAUGCUCCUCUAGAGAUAGGACCAGAUUUAAAGAUCUCUGUUACGGGGUAUCUAAUCUUCAAGCGACAAGAGCCCGCUCGAAGCUGCUAUAUCUGGCUGGCUGGCGAACAGCCACAGAUCGCCAAAGGCAUAACCACCCAGCUCGCCGACGACAGUACUCGAGAAGUAGAGAAGUGGGAGAUCCGUAAAGCGUACAAGUUUGGUGGCGAGCAGAUAUCAUUUACUCAAGAAGAGCAAGCUGAGCUUAGAAAUUUCGGAGAGCCAAUUAUCCGGAUCAUUGGGUUCAAGCCUCUUUCAUCGUUACCUAUCUGGGCAUCGAUGAAACAUCCUACAUUCAUUUAUCCUUCAGAGGAAGGGUAUGUAGGCUCAACGCGUACGUUUUCAGCUCUACAGCAAACCCUGCUGAAGCAAAAGAAGAUGGCGUUGGUAUGGUUCGUUCCUCGACGAAAUGCAGCUCCCGUGAUGGCUGCUAUGAUUGCUGGGGAAGAGAAACUUGAUGAGAAUGAUACACAGAUCAUCCCACCCGGGAUGUGGAUUCUGCCGCUUCCAUUUGCGGACGAAAUCAGGCAAAACCCAGAGCCGAAUCAUAUUAUAUCCCCAGAACCACUUGUUGAUCAGAUGAGGACUGUAAUUCAGCAACUUCAGCUUCCCAAGGGGCAGUUCGACCCGUACAAGUACCCGAACCCAUCUCUCCAGUGGCAUUAUCGGAUUCUGCAAGCUCUAGCACUCGACGAGGACGUACCAGAGCAGCCAGAGGAUAAGACCAUACCGAGACACAAAUCAAUUGACAAGCGCGCUGGUGACCUUGUGAUCGCAUGGGGCGAAGAACUCGAGUCCCAAUACCGCACUCUAGAAAAGAGCCAGCCCGUUACAUCCACGCUUGUCAAGAGGCCUGCAUCGAGCGCAAAAGGGAUCAAGGAGGAGCCAGCUUCUAAGAGAGCUAGAACCGAGGAGCCCGAGGAUAUCAGAGUGUAUUAUGAAAAGGGCACUUUGAGCAAGCUUACGGUCGCCAUCCUGAAAGAGUUUUUGGGUUCCCAUUCCCUUUCAACGUCGGGUAAGAAGGCAGACCUGAUUGAGAGAGUAGAGGGAUAUUUCAGUGGAUGA
Messenger RNA from Arthroderma uncinatum, 1938 nucleotides. RefSeq names its product Ku70 protein. The transcript is spliced from 6 exons. Gene Ontology annotation, cellular component: Ku70:Ku80 complex; nucleus. The record is from RefSeq and is a predicted model, not a curated record. Bases 1 to 1938 code for a protein of 645 amino acids. Gene Ontology annotation, biological process: cellular response to gamma radiation; double-strand break repair via nonhomologous end joining; cellular response to X-ray. Lineage: Eukaryota; Fungi; Ascomycota; Eurotiomycetes; Onygenales; Arthrodermataceae. Gene Ontology annotation, molecular function: DNA helicase activity; double-stranded DNA binding; damaged DNA binding.